AUUUUCCUGGCCCCUGCUGCAACUGCGGGUUAGUUCUCCCUCUGUCCCUGCACUGUAUUUUAAGGAAACCAACAGCCCCUUGGUCUCCUCAGUAUGGCUGCUGGUCCCUUUUUAAUUCCAGUCACUCUUACCAGGGAAAUACCUGGUUACUACAAGGAUGAGAACCAGAGACUCUGGAUAGUUGCAACCCUGUUAUUUAAAACGGACCAUCUAGCUGAUGACAUGCACCGAGUCUCUGUCACUGUCAGGUUGUGUCAGGUGGGCGAAUGCUGCGCAGAAUUCCUGUCCCAAUUCUCCUCAAGUUUGGCGUGUCUCCCCAGUGUGUGGCAGAAAGAUUCUGAUUUUUCAUACACUGACAAAGACUCAAGGUUCUGGAUAAAAACCGCCCAUUACAGGACUGAAGGCACACUACACCUGACCUUAAGGAUGCAAACCCCACUUGGUGAUGAGAGCUCGUAAGGCCUCUCUGCCCCACGCACCCUCAGUGAAGAUUUUAUGCAUCUGAUUCUCUGUUCCACAUGUUUCCAGUUAACAGUCCCGCCUGCUCGACUCAGCCCUGAACUUCACAUGGUCUGCUUCUGUGAGCCUGGCUGUCUGUGUCCUGAGCCUUCUCCCUUCCUGGGUACAGCUAUGACUUUCUUGCCCCUUUUUGCCUCUGAUGCUGACCUCACAGAUCAUCCUUCUCAAGUCCUCUCAUCACUUUGAACCACUCCUCUGGCCUCCCAGUACAGCAUGACCCUCGGGUGACUCUGAUCUGGAGGCGCCUGUGGAGCAGGUAUGGAUGGGGACUCCAUGCCAUGUGGAUCUCUGAGCUACCAAUGCUGGCUGGAAGUUGACCUGGUGCUGGGCAGAGGACUCUGUGCUCCGUGCUUGAAGGCACAAUGGGAUGUGCACAGAGAGCAUCUGGUCACUUCUCCCACGUGCUCAGGACUUGGCUCCCAGAAGUGAUGCUGACCCUAAUCCCACCCCAAACUUGUUUUUAACUAAUUAAACUUACUGCUUGUACUUAAA
Mesocricetus auratus (golden hamster) is the source of this 1011-nucleotide messenger RNA. Its product is annotated as protein TCL1B2-like. Bases 94 to 459 code for a protein of 121 amino acids. Gene Ontology annotation, molecular function: protein serine/threonine kinase activator activity. Lineage: Eukaryota; Metazoa; Chordata; Mammalia; Rodentia; Cricetidae. Gene Ontology annotation, biological process: positive regulation of peptidyl-serine phosphorylation. The transcript is spliced from 4 exons. The record is from RefSeq and is a predicted model, not a curated record.